Molecule: messenger RNA, 1170 nt
Organism: Phaeoacremonium minimum UCRPA7
Lineage: Eukaryota; Fungi; Ascomycota; Sordariomycetes; Togniniales; Togniniaceae
Exons: 1
Coding region: 1-1170 (389 amino acids)
Source: RefSeq, a predicted model, not a curated record
AUGUUCGCCACAACGAACCGCGCAUCAAGCUCGCCGAGUCCUGAGCGACGAAGACAUCACCCAGAGGUGCAGGAUUGGGUGUCAGAUAUUGAUGCUUCGGAUGCGCUGAUAACAGCACGCAUCCAGCCUCACAGCACCACCAUUCGGACAAAUCCCGGCCGUGUAUCUCCAGCAAGUAGAGCUUCGCUGAGGACCACUGGCGUCGGCUUUGAGGAUGAAGGUCGAACUGACAGCAAUCUGUCUGAGUCGAACAGGAGUACAUUCAGUUUCAUACAGAGAGCAUCAAUCCAAGCACAUGGCCAGAGCGCAGGUGCCGCCGCAAACCGAGAAGGCGAUGGCCGUUUGGGCAGUAGUUCAGGGCAGAGCAGCAACAGCGGGAACACAUACACCACCGCCAAGUCUAUCCCAACAUUACAGGCGGAAGGGCCGAGCCUUCUGCUAGGCAGACCUUACAACAUCGACCCAGAUACCAUUGUUGCCGGUGAUCUUUCUGAUGAAGACCGGCCUGGAUCGCCUAGCAAGGCCAAGCCGCGUCGCAACUGGCUUGGUAGCUUCCGUCGUGUUUUCAGCAGCAGUAACAGCACCUCGCCCGCAUCCAGCCGGACUGAGAGCCCUACACGCAGUGGGCAGAGCGAUGAUUACGAGUCCCCACUAGGUAAUGCUGGAACACUGCAGCGUCGGAAACAAGGCCGCGAAGCAUGGGAAACCGAAAAGGGUCUCGAAGCAGGCGAGCCAUCCGAUGAUUGGGACGUCGAGCGUGCCGUGGAGCAGAGGCUGGUGCAGGUCAUGUUCACGGUGCCAAAGGAGCGGCUGCGCGUCGUAAACGCCGAGAUCGAGCGUGAUGAGGAGCAGGGCAUGCUUGUGGAUCCGGAGAAGGAGGCCAGCGAAAGAGCCCGCACUAGUAUCUAUGAUAGAUAUACUAUCGACUUCGAAAAGGAGGCGGAGAGGUUUGCUGCCGAGGAGGCUGCCAGAACCGAGUUACAAGACAAGGGCAAGACUCCGGAGAGAAGGAGCGAAGAUCUGCUCGGGUCGCAGGAUGAUUCUGAGUCUAAGAGCCCAGCCAUCAUGACGGCCGAAGCAGUGAAAAUGGAGAAGAGGAGGACGAAGGUGCUCGAAAUGGUUGAUGAUAUUGAGAGACAUAGUCGGAGCAGCAGUCCGAGAGUACCAUGA